UAAAUUGAAUAUAAGAUAGUUUUUAAAAUGUUUUUACGGAGAUUAAAAGUUAAUAAGUUAUUAUUAGUAAGACAAUUUUCAGAUCAAAUUUGUGCACCGAAUACGGAUAAACCAAAAAUAUUAAUAACCGGUGGAUUAGGUCAAUUGGGUAUCGAAACGGCAAAAUUAUUACGUUCAUUAUUAGGUAACGACAAUGUGAUAUUAUCGGAUAUAAUAAAACCACAAGCAAGUGUCUCAGCAAAUGGACCAUAUAUAUUUGCUGAUAUAUUAGAUUUUAAAGGUUUACAACGAACGGUAGUUGAUUAUCAAAUUGAUUGGAUCAUACAUUUCUCAGCAUUGUUGAGUGCUGUUGGUGAACAAAAUGUACCAUUGGCUGUACGUGUGAAUAUCGAAGGAAUGCAUAAUAUGAUUGAAUUGGCUAAACAAUAUAAAUUACGUAUAUUUGUACCAAGUACAAUUGGUGCUUUUGGUCCAGAAUCACCACGUAAUCCAACACCGAAUGUUACAAUACAACGUCCGAAAACUAUUUAUGGUGUAUCGAAAGUGCAUGCUGAAUUGUUAGGUGAAUAUUAUCAUCAUAAAUUUGGCUUGGAUUUUCGAUGUUUACGAUUUCCUGGAGUAAUUUCUAGUGAUCCACCUGGUGGUGGUACAACAGAUUAUGCAGUGGCAAUAUUUCAUGAAGGCAUUAAAAAUCGUAAAUUUAAUUGUUAUUUAAAACCUGAUACUAGAUUACCAAUGAUGUAUAUAAAAGAUUGUUUGAGUGCAUUAUGGCAAUAUAUGUCAACGCCAGAAGAAAAAUUAAAACGACGUGUUUAUAAUGUGACGGCAAUGAGUUUUACACCAGAAGAAUUAGCAAAUGAAAUUCGUAAACAUAUACCAAAUUUAGAAGUUACUUAUAAUCCAGACAGUCGACAAGCUAUUGCCGAUGAUUGGCCACAAGUAUUUGAUGAUAGUGAAGCACGAGAAGAUUGGAAUUGGAAAUCAAAAUAUGAUUUGCCCAAAUUAGUAACAUCAAUGAUUGAAGACGUUAACAAAUAUUAUACAAUUAAUAAAUGAUUAUUACUAAAUUCGA
Molecule: messenger RNA, 1072 nt
Organism: Chrysoperla carnea
Lineage: Eukaryota; Metazoa; Arthropoda; Insecta; Neuroptera; Chrysopidae
Gene: Tdh
Product: L-threonine 3-dehydrogenase, mitochondrial
Exons: 4
Coding region: 28-1056 (342 amino acids)
Biological process (GO): L-threonine catabolic process
Molecular function (GO): L-threonine 3-dehydrogenase activity
Source: RefSeq, a predicted model, not a curated record